Molecule: messenger RNA, 2441 nt
Organism: Quercus robur (English oak)
Lineage: Eukaryota; Viridiplantae; Streptophyta; Magnoliopsida; Fagales; Fagaceae
Exons: 8
Coding region: 16-2082 (688 amino acids)
Biological process (GO): response to oxidative stress; hydrogen peroxide catabolic process
Cellular component (GO): plant-type cell wall; plasmodesma
Molecular function (GO): peroxidase activity; heme binding
Source: RefSeq, a predicted model, not a curated record
GAAACAAAGAGAGAGAUGAAUACUAAUUUGAGUUCCUUCUUGAUCUCUAUAGUAGUCUUUGGAUCACUUCUAGGAGUUUGUCAUGGAGGGGAGUUGAGAAAACAUUUUUACAAGGAUAGUUGUCCCCUGGCUGAGGACAUUGUGAAGGAAAUCAUUUGGAAACGUGUGGCAAGCAAUUCAACUUUGCCUGCCAAGUUUCUGAGGAUGCAUUUUCAUGAUUGUUUUGUCAGGGGUUGCGAUGCCUCUAUAUUGCUAGACUCUACAGCAAAUAACCAGGCUGAGAAGGCAGCAAUUCCAAACCUAUCUCUGGGAGGAUUCGAUGUAAUAGAUGAGGUGAAGACAGAGUUAGAGAAGACCUGUCCUGGAGUAGUUUCUUGUGCAGAUAUCAUUGCUUUGGCUGCUAGAGACUCGGUUUCCUACCAAUUUCAGAGGCCAAUCUGGGAAGUACUUACCGGAAGAAGGGAUGGAAGCAUAUCACAUAAGUCAGACUCAGAGGUCCGCGCCAACAAUAUCCCAUCACCACUCUUCGAUUUCAGUAGCCUAAAACAAUCUUUUGCUAACAAAGGUCUCACAGUUCAUGAUCUUGUUGUUUUAUCAGGUGGACAUACAAUUGGUGUUGGGCAUUGCAAUUUCUUCAGCAACAGGCUAUACAAUUUCACAGGAAAAAAUGAUGCAGAUCCUUCUCUAAACUCGACCUAUGCUGCUUUCUUGAAAACCCAAUGCAAAAGCCUCUCAAACAAAAUAACUAUCGUACCAAUGGAUCCUGGAAGCCCCCUAUCCUUUGACAACAACUACUUCAAAAACUUGAAGCUGAAUCAAGGUCUUUUCCAAUCUGAUGCUGCACUUUUAACCAACAAUGAAGCUACCAAUACUGUCGAUGAGCUGCUUGACUCUCAAGAUUUUUUCACGGAGUUUGGUCAAUCGAUGAAGAGGAUGGGAGCCAUUCAUGUGCUUACAGGAAGUUCGGGAGAGAUUAGGAAGAAGUGUAAUGUGGUUAAUUCUCAUUUACUCGGAGAAAGAAGACCAUUACCUCUAUUUAAGGAUGCAAUGCUUGUGUUGGAAAAGUAUGUAGUAGAGCAAAGAAACAAAGAGAGAGAGAUGAAUACUAAUUUGAGUUCCUUCUUUAUCUUUAUAGCAGUGUUUGGGCUUCUAGGAGUUUGUCAUGGACAGUUGAGAAUGCAUUUUUAUGAGGAGUGUUGUCCCCAUGCUGAGGAAAUUGUGAAGGAAAUCAUAUGGAACCGUGUGGCAAGCAAUUCAACUUUGCCUGCCAAGUUUCUGAGGAUGCAUUUUCAUGAUUGUUUCGUCAGGGGUUGUGAUGGCUCUGUACUGAUAGACUCUACCCCAAAUAACCAGGCUGAGAAGGCAGCAAUUCCAAACCUAUCUCUGGGAGGAUUCGAUGUAAUAGAUGAGGUGAAGACAGAGUUAGAGAAGACUUGUCCUGGAGUAGUUUCUUGUGCAGAUAUCGUUGCUUUGGCUGCUAGAGACUCAGUUUCCUACCAAUUUCAGAGGCCAAUUUGGGAUGUACUUACCGGUAGAAGGGAUGGAAUCAUAUCGCGCCAGUCAGAGGCCCUUGCCAACAUCCCAUCACCAUUCUUUAAUUUCGCCACCCUGAAACAAUCUUUUGCUAACAAAAGCCUCACAGUUCAUGAUCUUGUUGUUUUAUCAGGUGGACAUACAAUUGGUGUUGGGCAUUGCAAUUUCUUCAGCAACAGGCUAUACAAUUUCACAGGAAAAAAUGAUGAAAAUGAUGAAGAUCCUUCUCUAAACUCAACCUAUGCUGCUUUCUUGAAAACCCAAUGCAAAAGCCUCUCAAACAAUGUAACUUUUGUGCCAAUGGAUCCUGGAAGCCCCCUAUCCUUUGACAACAAUUAUUUCAACAUCUUGAAGCAAAAGGAAGGUCUUUUCCAAUCUGAUGCUGCACUUUUAACCGACAGUGAAGCUACCUACAAUGUCAAUGAGCUGCUUAACUCUCAGAAUUUUUUCACGGAGUUUGCUCAAUCGAUUAUGAGGAUGGGAGCCAUUCAAGUGCUUACAGGAAGUUCAGGAGAAAUUAGGAAGAAGUGUAGUGUGGUGAAUCCUUGAGAGCUAGUUGGUUUAUAAGUGUGACAAAUAAGUUAUUAUUCACUUUUUGUGGUAUUAUGAAUAAUUUUGUUGAUGUACUUGUUAUUGGUUUGUAAGUGUGACAAAUAAGUUAUUAUUCACUUGGUAGGGAGAACUACGGUUCGAUCCCCCGCAAGCCCGUUGGGAGGAGUUUAAAACCUUAACCCCGGGACCCGCUCCGAAACCGGAUUAGUCGGCCCAGUGGGUUCGGAUACCGGUUGGGAAACCAAAAAAAAAAAAAAAAAAAAAAAAUGAAUAAUUUUGUUGAUGUACUUGUUAUGGACUCAUCGUAAGGCCAAGCAAGAUUAUCUAUCAAUAAAAAUCUUAUCUCACUUUAUGUA